Messenger RNA from Octopus sinensis (East Asian common octopus), 423 nucleotides. RefSeq names its product inositol polyphosphate multikinase beta-like. Gene Ontology annotation, molecular function: inositol-1,4,5-trisphosphate 3-kinase activity; inositol tetrakisphosphate kinase activity. The coding region runs from base 1 to 423 and encodes 140 amino acids. Gene Ontology annotation, cellular component: nucleus; cytoplasm. Lineage: Eukaryota; Metazoa; Mollusca; Cephalopoda; Octopoda; Octopodidae. The transcript has a single exon. Gene Ontology annotation, biological process: inositol phosphate biosynthetic process. The record is from RefSeq and is a predicted model, not a curated record.
AUGACACGGAAAUUGGUAGUUCUAACAAUUAGUUCAGAAUUUCUUGCAUAUCAAAAAGAUAAACUUCUUAAAAAACUGAAAACCGACCGUCGUGGGUUAGUGGAAUCAGAAUACUACAAAACUGUUUCAAAUCCCUCUACAGACGUGGACAGAAUGCUUUGUAGAUUUUCCCCCAUUUACUACAAAACUUUGUUUGAUUCUGAUUCAAAUAAUUGUUAUUUUUGUAAAUCACUCGUAGACUAUUUGUGUCUCGAGAACAUUUCGGCGACAUUUCAGAAUCCAACAUUGAUUGAUAUCAAAAUCGGGCCGGUCACGUGGGAGCCCGGCUGUGUAGAUCAAUAUAAAAUGAAUAAAUUCCCAGCAUCAGCACAAGUUAAAUUCAGAAUUUGUGGAAUGAAAGUUGUAUUCUUUACUCCAGUUUGA